CAGUACUAGCGCGCCCCAAGCAGCUCUGCCCUAUUAGCUGUAGUUUACUUUUCUGGAACCGGAAGCAGUCAUACAACUCCAAAGAGGAAGUUGGCGACAAGUUAUGUUCGUCGUGUCAUUCGUUUUCUUAAUGUCCUUGUAGCAUUCGUAACAACGACUGUCAAAAUGGUCUUUACGGGCCAAAUGUUUCUUGCUUUUCUGCCCCUAGCAGCGUUGGUUUUGAACUGCAUUCGUCAUGUUCAUGCCGAGUCGGUGAGUUUCCCUGCCGGAGAGGAUUUCAACUCUUUGUCUGUUGAUGAGGCUGAGUUUGAUCCCACCGUGUUUGACUUGUCUGACGUCAAGGAUACGGGUAGCUACCUGUUUGAUUCGACCAGCAUCGUCAACAAGAAGCUGUCCCUCAACUUCUUCAUUAGAGAUUUCAUCUCUUCCGACAUCAAGUACUUCCGAGCCAAUCCUCUCCUCUUCAGAUGCAUUCAGAGAAUUCAGAAUGAUGUCUCACAAAGGGGCCAAAAGAUUGUCAUCCGGAAGGGUUAUCAACCUCGACGGCUGGCCAACUUGCCCGUCGAUAGCUCAACGGCGUAUCACAGCACCGGGUCUGCAGUCACGGUGGGAAUUGAACCGGGGACAUCUGUCACCAUCGAGGAUUUAGUCGGCAUUGCGGCGCAGCUGUGUGUUCCCCUGUUCCAGGUCAGCAACCAAGACAUUGGGAUUGUCCUGUUUGGACAGAGCCUGGAAAUCCGCAUCCAAGGCCGAGAGGAAGAAGGUCCGCUCUUCGAUGCUGAUCCGACGGCCUCGCUCAGCCAAGCCGAAGUCAGUCAGCGGGCGUGGAACAGCAUCGACUUUGCCUAUGACCCACCCAGGGUUCCGAUUUGCCUUUCCAAUGCAUCCCUGUCCAGUGGUGCAGUUUUCCCCCCUGGUGCCGUCAACGCGGAUGGCUCUGUGGGUAAAAUCCACCGCCCCAUCACCAGGAACGACACCGUGGAUUUUGCAAGUUUGGUGCAGUAUCCUGGUACUCUGAUAGCUUUUGAGAAUGAAGAGAGAUCGGCCGCUUGGUGUGGAGUUGAGGACAGGAGCUGUGUAGACUGCACGGCACACAUGAAGGGGUUCGCCUUAAACAGCAGAUGUGCCGAUCGGACCAUGAGUGCAAGGUUGAUGGCAACUCUGAAGACCCUGGGAAAACUUGUCAGCAUUGAGUGGCCAGGAGUGAAAUUGUUAGUGUUGGAGGCCUGGGACGAGGCUCAUGAGGGCAGCACAUACACUGAUGGGGACCAGCCAGCUGGUUCCCUGCACUAUGAGGGACGUGCUGCAAAGCUUUCGUUGUCGGACGGAGACACUUCCAAGUUCAGUCGCCUAGCAGGACUUGCAACCUGUGCAGCAGCCGACUACGUUGAACACAACGGUGAUCACAUCUUCGUCGCUGCCAAGAAGCAGGCAGGCAUGACGGCCAUCACAGUCACCUUUCCUCGGACUGAGCUCCUUGUGGUCGAGCCACCAGCCAGCGAAGCUGUGGAGUACCAGCUCCCCGAGGGUUUUGAGGGAACGGAGAGCCAACGGCCGCUCUUUGACAAGGAUCAUCAGUUGGGCGUGUUGCUGUCUGACGAUGCCACGGUGAACCAGUUCACGUCUGAGGACGGCCGAUAUUUCCGUCUUAGUCCCCAUCUCCUGCUAUGUUAUCAGGACCUGGUCAGCCAGGAGAAGAAAUGGAACACUGGAGCAAAGAUCAAAGUCCUUCAGGGCUUCAUGACCAAGACCGAGCACAACAACAUCAACCUGUUGGACCCGCGCUACGGUUCGCCCAUCCUGGGCCAAGGCAUGGAGUUGACCUACGACCCCGAGCAUUCGGACGCAAUGGUCCACCACCCGGAGCGGUUGAUGCGACACGCGAUCACUUUGUGCGGCCCUUCCUUCGUUGAAGCUGGCUUCAACAUCGGCAUCGGUCUGUACGAGGACUCGGUCUUCAUUGACAUGCGGAAGACAUUCCACACCUGGGUCGAGAACGGAGAUCUCCUCGGGCCGGGUGAGACGGAGGAGGACUUUAAGAACGAGCAGGGGCGGUGGCUGGUCAGGGCUGUGGAGGGGCGUAUUGUGGAUCCCAAUGAUCCUAUGCUUGCCUGCAGUACGUCCUACCAGCCCAAGAAACAGAGUAUUGACUUUGUACACACUGCCCCGGCAUCUGUCGCGAGCUCAGCUGACGACGAGAAGUGCGUGCCGAGGGAAAAUACGCCGUUCUGCAUGAGGACAGCUCAACACAGACAGGAGCAGGUGGAACGCAUCUGGAAAGAGGUGACCAGGAAACACUUGCUGCACAAUGUUGGUGAGGUGAGGGCUGCCCUGGAAGGCUGCGUGGGUGCCUGCUCCACCUGCAAAGAAGGAGAAUUCUACAGUAAGAAGGUGGAGAACUGCAACAACUUCCUCCAUUGGGUGCCGUUUGGUUUCCUGGAGGAGAAAGACGAGACAAACCUGUACGUGAGGGCCAACACCGAAUUGAAGAUUGCUGCCUGCCGUAGACACUGCAUAGACAAGACGCCGCUGUUCUCUCUCAUGGUUCCCACUGUUGAGAAACUCUAUCGACCAGACCCUAAUCGCAGCAUCAAGGAGCGACUAUAUGCUGAAGAGAACAACCCCUUGCCCGUCUAUGAGCUGAUGCAGAAACUGUAUGCCAUCCAUGCGUCUGGCAUCCUGACUGUUUGGGUCAAAGAUGUUGCGGAACUGAACAUCCUGCAAGAACCCCUGAAGGUGGCUAUGUUGUACAACAAGAAUGUGACGCAGGUCAGAUUCUAUGCCACUCCCUUGAACCAGGCGAGCGUGGCAGGUCGAGUGGCCGACCUGACUGCCGAGUGGACCAAUGGGGGAUGUCUGGACCACUCUCGGACUUUCCUACCUCCUUACGGGAAAGUCAUGGAUUUGCCGUCAGGCAUCUCCAAGCGUAGUCCGGAGCACGACCUGAGGGAAGCCAUGCUGAAACGACGGAACAACUGGGAACGUAGAUGGGUGCUGGACCAUCCCUUGAUUUAGAGCUCCGCAAUCACAGGAGGAGCCGGGGACCCAGAUGAAGCUGAAUGCACAGUGCUGUGUAGAAUUUUGGGGGCUCUUUGCACGGUUGUACUUAAAUACAGAGCUGGCAAGCUUUUACUUUGAAAAAGUAGAACAGCGUACCGGACAGCGUCGUAUCACAUGGGGGGGGGACAAUUUUCAUAUAUUCUCACAGACGGAAGAGUCCGUUUAGUUUUCCUACAGUGCCUCAUGCUGACAACUCAAAUACACAGUCUACCAGUGCGUGCCAGUUACUGAUUAAUUUUGUGAUUUUUGUUGUAACGGAAAACCUUUGCAUAUUCACUUGGAUAUUUGUAAAGAAACCCAGUUUGGUGUGGAAGAGUUGAACUUCAGUACUCAGAUAUGUUAUAUUUUGAAUCAAUUUUGCACUGACAGCCGACGUUACUGAAUCUAACCUCAAAAUGUAGUCUAUUGGCUAUUUGCUGAAAUGCAAGCGGGCGCUUUGUUACAAGGGAUGGUAUUGGGCUUUACUUCGAGUGCCACAAUCAGUUUUGAAUGUGUAAUUUUUGGAGUGCAAUGAAAUUCUCCAAAGCUGAAUAGCCUCGUGUAAAAUAACGUGAUGGAUUUUUGUGGCAGAGGACAACAGUUUUCUUUAUUUUGUAGAGUGGGGGGGAAUGCCCCUCAACAGAGAUCAGUCCCUCCCCCCUUCUCUCUCAGUGUCUGUCCCCCAGUUACUGCAGCUCAUCUCAACUUAGCACAGAAAUUGUAAAGAAAUUGAAUGUGUGAGCAAUAUUAACCUAGUAACCGGUUGUAUAGUCCCUGCCCUGUGCUGUCUCAAAGGACAGUGCAUGAGCUAUGGGAAAUAAAACCUUGAAUAUGCCAAAUUGUCUUUUAAAAGGAAAUUUAAAGCUAAUGUGCCAAGAUCUAAUGUGUACCUUUUUUAUUUUAAUCCAGUGUAUCACAAAAUAGAGUCACAGCUAACUGUUCUGACUAAUAUCAUUGGAUUACUUUUUGCAGCUUUACAGAUUUGAUGUGUAAAAUCAUCCUCCCAAAAUUGUUAAAUUAAUUCCUGAAAUAUCUUCCUGCCACAAACUUUCAUUUGAAUAGACAUUUCUUUCUUUCUUUAUAUUGAUUGAAAUACAGAGAUUUUGAUAUAUAUUACUCAGAAUUUUUAUAUAAAUUUUGUAGUUACCAGUAUUUUGAUAUAGCAGUAUUUAACAAAUUUUUCUACUUGUGUAUAACGUUUAUACGUGUUGCCUGUAGGCCAUCUUUAACGGGCACUAUUUUAGUUCAAUUUGUAACUCUACUUGGUCAAGUUCCUUUAAGCCGUUCGCUAAGAGGCAAACAGUUGUUUCUCUUUCCACUUCUGCAGCCAUAGAUUUGUAGCUUAUGAAAAAUCCAAUAAAGUGGAAGUUUUAUUGGGAAA
Acanthaster planci (crown-of-thorns starfish) is the source of this 4420-nucleotide messenger RNA. RefSeq lists its product as uncharacterized. NCBI's taxonomy places the organism in Eukaryota, Metazoa, Echinodermata, Asteroidea, Valvatida, Acanthasteridae. Gene Ontology annotation, biological process: smoothened signaling pathway; cell-cell signaling; cell fate specification. The record is from RefSeq and is a predicted model, not a curated record. Gene Ontology annotation, molecular function: patched binding; calcium ion binding.